This is a messenger RNA of Colletotrichum graminicola M1.001, 384 nucleotides long. RefSeq lists its product as uncharacterized. The transcript has 2 exons. Lineage: Eukaryota; Fungi; Ascomycota; Sordariomycetes; Glomerellales; Glomerellaceae. The record is from RefSeq and is a predicted model, not a curated record. Bases 1 to 384 code for a protein of 127 amino acids.
AUGAAGUUCUCUGCCCUUGUCAUCGUCGUCACUGCCGUGGCCGGUGUCACCGCCGCCCCGGUGGAAUCAGGCCCGUUGGCCAACCUCCAAGCCCGCGCCUCGGACGCCAUUGGCAGCUUCGCCCACUACAUCCGCAGCGAGCAGGCCGACACGGCCGCCGUGCCCGAGGUGAAGCGGUCCCCGGUCCGCUUCCACAGCGGCCUCGGCCACGAGAACGCCGUUGAGCGGCGCGCCAAAAACCCGCCCCCGCCGCCCCUGAACCCGUUCAGCACGCCGUCCCGGGACGAGAAGCGGUCGCCGGACCUAACGGAGAGGAGCCCGGCCCAGAAGUCUGUGCCGCCCCUGAACCCAUUCGCGGCGGGCGGGAAGGCUUCCCGGGUCUAG